Messenger RNA from Neoarthrinium moseri, 306 nucleotides. RefSeq lists its product as uncharacterized. The record is from RefSeq and is a predicted model, not a curated record. The coding region runs from base 1 to 306 and encodes 101 amino acids. The transcript has a single exon. Lineage: Eukaryota; Fungi; Ascomycota; Sordariomycetes; Amphisphaeriales; Apiosporaceae.
AUGCUGGCCAUGCCACGGGGCGAUGCCGGCGAGGUUGGCGAGGUCGAGGUGGGCUUCGCUGCCGGCUGCGGCGCCGCGCCGCUGGCGGGGUCGGGGCCGGAGGACGCCGUUUUGACGGAUGUUGCUGAAGCUCCUGGGGGUGUUCGAGCGCUUCUUCUGCACGUCGGCCCGCUGCAGACCGGAACGUUGAAUCGUCGCUCGCCGGGGGCUUUGGCACGGCUGUUUGCUCGUGAACGUGAGGGAGGUUUAUGGGCCGUUGAGCACGGGGAGAGGCUGGUCGGGCCCAGACUCGCUGGCUUGGGGUGA